AUGGUAGCAGGCCCGAACACAGGCAAUAUGGAGCCGGAGUCUGCGAAGAUGGCCUCAAACAACCUCCUCGGCGACUGUUCUCCCAGUUCUGGCACGGAGGGGACCCUCGGUUCGACUGUCGCUCCUCAAACCGUUCCAGCGUCGACCGUGGACACCGGCGCUCAGACGACCGCAGCUCCAGCUGGUACUCUUGACCAUGAUCUCACCGGAACUCCCGACGACAAGAAACUCGACGUACAGACUCCUGAAGUUGCCGAUCAGGACAACAUCGGCAGGCCCAGCGGCUCGGCGUCGGACAACGCGCAGGGGAGCGAGGGUGUCCUUCCGUCCGAUGAUGCCACCCAGAAUCCUGCCGAAAAGGGAUCGUCGGGUUGGAAAGGCACUGCUUACAACGGUGUCAAGGCGGUGCUUGCCAUGAUCAGGGAUAAUGUCGAGUUUGCGCCCGUCAAGCUGGCAGCAGGUGGACUCUUAACCGUCUUGGAGACCAUCGAUUUGGUCAAGGAGAACCGUGAAGAAGUGCAGAAAUUGCUCGCUAGACUUGAGAUCUUGAAGGAGAUAUUGGAAUCAUGCCCUGCGGAUUUGAAGGGCAAAUUGACAGACCGUCUGGACGGUUUAUCGAGGACUCUGGAGGAGAAGGCGAAGGAGUUGGAAGAAAAGGCGAAGGAUUCGAGGCUCAAGAGAGUGGCGAACGCCACCGAAGACGCGAAGGACAUCGUGCAAGCGCUGGAGGAAAUCCGAUUUGCGAUCGAGAUAGCGAUGGCAACGCUUCAUAUGGCGAAGGAAGUGACAUGGUUGAGCAGGACUGUGACGGAGACUAGGGAUUUGGCUGGAGCUGUGAAGGACGAUACCACCUGGCUGAAGAAGAACGGUAUGGAUGAUGGCCUCCCUGUCCUGCGCUUUUACUCAUCAAGCACUUUCACAGAGCUUUUGAAGAAGAUCGCGAACGUGGACGGGGCCGAAUUCAAUCGUGGAGACCGACGUGGAUGCAUUGCUGGAACCAGGGUGGCACUUUUGUCUCGGCUGCUCGGUUGGGCGAAGGACAAGCACUCCCCGCACGUCUUCUGGCUGAGCGGCAUGGCUGGCACCGGGAAGACAGCAGUGUCGGAGACCUUUUGCACGCACCUCUUCCGCGAAGGUCUCCUGGGCGGGAGCUUUUUUUGUUCGCUCGACUGGGACGACCGCCAGGACGUCUAUCGUCUUCUCCCAGCCCUCGCCAAGACGCUUGCUCGCGUGCGGCCCAAAUUCGGCGAGGAGCUUAUCAAGGUGCUGGAGUCCGAUGACUGUCCUGACAACCUUUCGCGGAUGAGCCUCAAGGACCAGUACCGGAUGUUAAUCCUCGAGCCCGCCGAGAAGUCGCUCUCCCCUGACGAGGUCACCGUGCUCUCCAUCGACGCCCUCGACGAAUGCACGGACAAGGAGGCAUUGGCGAAGUUGCUCGAUAUCAUCAUAUCCCAGAAACCGCCUGUUGGACUCAAAUUCUUUUUGACAAGCCGCCCCGAGGUUCCAGUGCGCGAGCAGUUCGAGGACAAGUCUGAUGGCCAUCACCACCAGUCCCUUCGCCUUCACGACAUCGAGCUCGACAUGGUCCGGGCGGAUAUCAACAUCUUCCUACACCACGAAUUCGCCAGCAUGCCGUUCCUCCGCAAACACUUCGAGGGGAGAUGGCCACCGCCGGAGCUCGAGGUCAUUGUGGACAUGUCAGGAAAGCUGUUCAUCUUCGCCGCGACCUUCGUCAAGUACAUCGCGAACUACAAAGGCGACCGCACCAAGCGAUUCAAGCAGCUUGCCGCCUCGACAAAGGGCAUCCCAUCCCUGUACCAUCUGUACUCGCGCAUUCUGACGGAGGCGUUCGAGGGAUUGGAUGACGAGGACGAGGUUGAGGACGCAACUACCAUCCGCCACUGCCUCUCCUUGUUGAUGGUUGCUCAACGUCCAGCCUCGGUGAACGACUACGCUGGGCUACUCGGGAAGGGCGUGGACUCGAUUCGCGAAGCGUUCAAGCAUCUCCAUUCCGUCAUAAACAUUCCUGCAGUUGAUGACCAACCCGUGUCCAUCUUGCAUGCUUCCUUUGCCGACUACUUGACAACUGAGAGUGUUCGCCUUUCCCACCCGUGGGCUGUCGAAAGACCAAUCGCUCAUUUCGUUGCUGCUGAUUGGUGCCUCCGGGUGAUGGACGAAAUGCUGCAUUUCGGAGUCUCGGGUGCGACAACUUCGUAUCGGAGCAAUGAUGAGCAGCCUGUUGCUUUGUCCCUUCCAUCCCACCUUGCAUAUGCCUGUAUGUCAUGGGCUGGCCAUGUUGUUGGCUCUGGUGGUGUCAAAGACAUCCAACUGCAGAAGAUGUUGAAGCGAUUACUUGAUAUUCUGAAGGCAAAGGCCUUCUACUGGAUGGAGGCUCUAAGUGUCAUAAAAGCAGUAAAGCAAGGAGCAGAAGUAUUGUCACUUCUGACCCAGAGCAGCAUGUGCACUUUGGAGCUGAAAGAGGUCCUGCAUAGUGCCCAAAGAUUUGUCCAAACCUUCCAUAUCCCUAUCACCCAGAGUGCAUCCCACAUAUACUUGUCAGCACUUCCUGCCUAUCGAGAUAUCCUCCCUUUACUCCCAUUCCUGGAUAGCCACCAUAUCACAGCUACUGCAACUUUUGUACAUCCAGGAAUGGGACCACAGCUUUUAUGUCUUCUUGGACACACAUUAACAGUCACUUCGGUGGCUUUCUCCCCUGAUGGCACCACCAUUGCCUCUGGCUCUUAUGACUGCUCAGUGCGGCUGUGGAGCACCCAGAGCGGGGAGCCUGUCUUGGGGCCACUAAAGGGGCACACAGGCCCCAUUUCUGUGGCUUUCUCCCCUGAUGGUACCACUAUUGCCUCUGGCUCUGCAGACUGCUCAGUGCAACUGUGGAGCACUCAGAGUGGCGAGCCUGUCUUGGGGCCACUAGAGGGGCACACAGGUGUAGUCACGUCGGUGGCUUUCUACCCUGAUGGCACCACCAUUGCCUCUGGCUCUUCUGAUGGCUCAGUGUGGUUGUGGAGCACCCAGAGUGGCGAGCCUGUCUUGGGGCCACUAGGGGAGCACACAGACUUGGUCAGUUCUGUGGCUUUCUCUCCUGAUGGCACUACUAUUGCCUCUGGCUCUUGGGACGGCUUAGUGCGGCUGUGGAGCACCCAGAGCGGCCAGCCUGUCUUGGGGCCACUAGAGGGGCACACAGGGGCAGUCACUUCGGUGGCUUUCUCCCCUGAUGGCACCACCAUUGCCUCUGGCUCUUAUGACUGCUCAGUGUGGCUUUGGAGCACCCAGAGCGGCCAGCCUGUCUUGGGGCCACUAGAGGGGCACACAGGCUCAGUCAAUUCUGUGGCUUUCUCCCCUGAUGGCACCACUAUUGCCUCUGGCUCUGCAGACUGCUCAGUGUGGCUGUGGGGCACCCAGAGUGGCGAGCCUGUCUUGGGGCCACUAGAGGGGCACACAGACACAGUCACUUCGGUGGUUUUCUCCCCUGAUGGCACCACCAUUGCCUCUGGCUCUGCAGACUGCUCAGUGCGGCUUUGGAGCACCCAGAGCGGCGAGCCUGUCUUGGGGCCACUAGAGGGCCACACAGGCUCAGUCACUUUGGUGGCUUUCUCCCCUGAUGGCACCACUAUUGCCUCUGGCUCUUAUGACUGCUCAGUACGGCUGUGGAGCACCCAGAGUGGCGAGCCUGUCUUGGGGCCACUAGAGGGGCACACAGGCGCAGUCACUUCGGUGGCUUUCUCCCCUGAUGGUACCACCUUUGCCUCUGGCUCUGGAGACUGCUCAGUGCGGCUGUGGAGCACCCAGAGCGGCCAGCCUGUCUUGGGGCCACUAGGGCACACCUGGGCACUCAGUGCGGCUGUGGAGCACCCAGAGGGGUGA
This is a messenger RNA of Coprinopsis cinerea okayama7#130, 3879 nucleotides long. RefSeq names its product WD-repeat-containing protein. NCBI's taxonomy places the organism in Eukaryota, Fungi, Basidiomycota, Agaricomycetes, Agaricales, Psathyrellaceae. The coding region runs from base 1 to 3879 and encodes 1292 amino acids. Gene Ontology annotation, molecular function: protein binding. Gene Ontology annotation, biological process: cell surface receptor signaling pathway. The record is from RefSeq and is a predicted model, not a curated record. The transcript is spliced from 7 exons.